Molecule: messenger RNA, 897 nt
Organism: Juglans regia (Persian walnut)
Lineage: Eukaryota; Viridiplantae; Streptophyta; Magnoliopsida; Fagales; Juglandaceae
Exons: 1
Coding region: 1-897 (298 amino acids)
Molecular function (GO): RNA-DNA hybrid ribonuclease activity; nucleic acid binding
Source: RefSeq, a predicted model, not a curated record
AUGUGGAGGGUAUGCAAUGAGGUGCUACCUACCAACUUCAAUCUGUUCAAGAGGAAGAUUCUCGACAAACCUCUCUGUCCCAUUUGUUGGCAAGAAGAUGAGACAAUCCUCCACGCCCUGUGGUCUUGUCUAGCGGCACAAGAUGUCUGGCACAAUUGUUCCCGUAAAAUUCAGAAGUUAAAAUCCCAGUGGCACUCAAUCCAGGAAAUUAUGAAUUCUCUCGACUCAACUGACCAACAGGAUCUGGUAGAAGAGUUAGCCAUGGUUGCAAAAAGAAUAUGGAUGAGAAGGAAUGAAUUUGUGUUUAAGCAGGAAUUUAAGAGCCCAAAUUCUUUAGCAGAGCUGGCUAUUUCUGAUUUAAGAGAUAUGAGGAACAUGCAAAUGAAAAACUCAACAAGAGAUCAAAGAUUGCAUAACCAGAAUGUUAACUGGUCUCCUCCCCCUAUUCACGUCUGGAAGAUCAAUUGGGAUGCUGCGAUUGAUAAAGCAAAAUGCAAAGUGGGUAUUGGGAUCAUUGUAAGGAAUCAUACGGGGAGUGUGGUGGCAACCUCAAGACUUAAUAGACCACUCUAUCCGGAUCUUGCACUAACAGAAGCUAUAGGUGCUUUGGAAGCCGCCAGACUUUGUCACCACUUGGGCCUCACGAAUAUUAUCCUGGAAGGGGAUGCGCUUCAAGUGAUUCAAGUGAUCAAUAGCAGGAGCGAGAAUUGGUCUUCAACUGGGAUGAUUAUGGAAGAUGUAAAGGGUCAACUGAGCACUUUUGAGAGCUGGUCUGCAAUCCACAUACGUAGAGAGGGAAACAAGGCAACACAUGAGCUGGCCAGGAAUGCACUUGUAACAUCUACGUCUUCCUUAGAUGUAGACUGUAUUCCCUCUUGUAUAAUCAACUUCAUUUAA